Acanthaster planci (crown-of-thorns starfish) is the source of this 2623-nucleotide messenger RNA. Its product is annotated as ketimine reductase mu-crystallin-like. The record is from RefSeq and is a predicted model, not a curated record. NCBI's taxonomy places the organism in Eukaryota, Metazoa, Echinodermata, Asteroidea, Valvatida, Acanthasteridae. Gene Ontology annotation, molecular function: hormone binding. Gene Ontology annotation, cellular component: cytoplasm.
UAAUUGAGACGCCCCCUUGUGAUAACAAUGGCUGCUCGGAGGCUCGGUAACAUUCGUGGACAGCUUUUCUUGUCUGGCUCACGGUUCUCAAGCACUACCGUCAAAGGUAAUACCACCUCAGCUGUCAUGUCUUCCAGUUCAUCGUCCAUCCCGUUUAUCAGCUCUGAAGAGGCAGAGAAGGCGCUGACCUACAAUGAACUGAUCCCUACAAUAGAACAAGCCCUUGGAGAUUACUCCAGUGGGGAGGAAGGGGGCGUAGUCCAGCCUCUACGCUCAGUCUUUCCAGUCAAGAAACAAGAUGGGCUCUUCCUUGCUAUGCCGGCGUACAGUGAAAAGCAAGGUGGACUGGCCUGCAAGUUGCUGACUCUUUUUCCCAAGAAUGAAAACACCAAGUUUCCAGUUCUUCAAGGCACCAUUGCCCUGUUUGAUGCAGAUAACGGUUCCUUGAAAGCAAUCUUGGAUGGGGAGGCCAUUACUGGCAUGAGGACUGCUGCUGCAUCAGCCGUUGCUACCAAGUACUUAGCCCCAGAGGGAAGCAAGAUCCUAGCCAUUUUGGGGGCGGGGCUCCAAGCUAAAACCCACCUGGAGGCACUGAGGCACGUCAUCCAAUUCAAAGAAGUCCGUAUUUGGAAUCGAACCUAUUCCAAAGCUCAAGCCUUUGCGGCCAAGUACGGCUGCAUCGCGUGUAAGACUGGGGAAGAGGCAGUGAAAGAUGCUGAUGUCAUUGCCACGGUAACAGGCACUUCCACCCCCAUCCUUCAAAAUGGCUGGGUCAAAGAUGGAGCGCAUAUCAACUGUGUGGGUGCACCUACACCAACUCAACAGGAGCUUGAUCCUGUUCUUGUGCGUCGCUCCGUUAUCUACGCAGACAGCAAGGAAGCUGCUCUGAAUGAAUCUGGAGAUGUCAUCAUCACCAAGGCUGAAGUCUUCGGGGAGAUUGGAGAGGUAGUCUUGGGCAAACUAAAAGCCAGGAAAAAUGAGACAACAAUCUUCAAAUCUUUGGGGAUGGCUCUUGAAGACGUGGUUGCUGCCAAACUGGUGCAUAGUAAGCUACAUGGUGGAAAGUAAGCCAUAAAAGGUUGUCACAAUUUCAACCUCAAACGCAAAAUUACAUUCAGCAUUGAGCUUCACUGCUCUGCAUUAACAAUUCCUAUGUGGUGACUUGGUGUCAAAUGUUUAAUAAUUAAGAUUUUAUACAUGUAUAUGUAUAUGGAAAACAAAGAUAGAUUAAUGCCAACUAUGCAAAAUACCAUGAAAUCUGUGUGAUUUACUCUAAACGUCGAGUGUUAAGGGUGACUACUGGUACAUGUAUGAUGCUGAGGCCACAUCUGUUAAUUGUCUACCAUUGCUUGCCCAUCAAUGUAAUCACAUGUCUAACAAGUGACCAUUGCAGACCAAAUUGUGUUUGGAAAACUUGAUGCACAUUUGAUGUACAAUCAGGAUACUUGGAUUAUGAUAGGGCAGAGCGAAGACAACAAGUAGUCAGCGAUGAUGUGAAUUUAGAGAUGUAUUCAACUUUGGUGAAAGCACAUUGCAAAUAUUUGCAGAAAUGUCACAAAUUUGUGCUUGCAUAUGCCUCUGCACAAUGCAUAUAAGUGCGAUCUGGUGCUAAUUCAAAACUUAAGAAGAAAAUAUUAAACUUUAAAAUUUUACAAAUUUGUAAGGAGUAAAUAAAAUAUUAUGAUGCAGGUUAUUAACCUUUACCCCCAAAUUAAUAAUACUUCUGAAAUAUUUUGUAAGUUCAAGGAAGGAAGACGUUAUCCAGCCACCGUUACUUUACAUGAGGUUUCACACAUGUAUUCACUGAAAGUUUAAGCUUAGAGAAACCGCCACUGAUUUCCUUUACAGUGGAGGAUUUUGGAUUUAGGAUUCAGGAGUGUUUUCCUGUCAAAAUGCCUAUUGAGCUAGUGAUAAGACAACUUUGCUAUGACUGAUUUUGAAAUAAGUAUAAGUCCAAAUUGACUGGUGCUUACAACGGCAAGUGAGCUAGUGAUAAGACAACUUUGCUGUGACUGAUUUUGAAAUAAGCGUAAGUCCAAAUGGACUGGUGCUUACAACGGCAACCUCUUCUCAUAGACACUAAAAUUAUUCCCAGGAGAAAUGCCAUCUUUUUGCUGCAUAGUGCCCUUGUCUGGAAGGUCUUUACUCUUUCAAAUUCCAAAAAGAGCUUAAAACUACUAACACACAGUUAAACCAACAUUUUGGAUGAAGACUUCACAUCAUACACAUGUAACUUGAAAUCUCUGAUGGCAUUUUGUAGAUAUGGUAAUUUGCAUGGUGAAUCAAGGCCUUCUUGAAGGGGUUUAUUAAAACUGUCAACACCUCUAGAGACCAAAACAUUUAGUACAGAGGCCUGAAGGAAUGAAAGCAGUAAAAAACAAGUCUAAAAAUGCUUUCAUUUUGCUUUGCUUUGCCAUUAAUUUUGUUCCUUCCCCCCCCCAUUUUUGGGGAGGGGUGGUGUUCUGUUUUCGCUGUGCAAUCAGAAAUAUUAAAACAAAGAAAAGACAAGCAGUCCAUUCAAAUGUUCUAUACUUCAGUAUUUUGCUUCAUCUGGUAAUGUAUUGAAUACAGACUUACUCAGAAAUAAAAAGAAAUUGAAACAAAUCAAAGAAUUUGGUUGGUU